Sesamum indicum (sesame) is the source of this 707-nucleotide messenger RNA. Its product is annotated as NADH-ubiquinone oxidoreductase. Gene Ontology annotation, cellular component: respiratory chain complex I. NCBI's taxonomy places the organism in Eukaryota, Viridiplantae, Streptophyta, Magnoliopsida, Lamiales, Pedaliaceae. The record is from RefSeq and is a predicted model, not a curated record.
GUUGGGCCUAAUCCAAUAGAAAUGUGAGAGGGCUUUAGUGCGAGAGCCCACCAACACAGCAACACCCUUUCACAUUAUUAUCGAAUUAAUUUCAGUAAUUCAUUCGUGUUGCUCAUAGUUUCGGUUCCAGAUCGAGCAUCAGUCAGCAAGAAUCAGAGAGAUGGGGUUUAUAAUGGAGUUUGCGGAGAAUUUGAUACUGAGGUUGAUGGAGGAUCCAAAGGAGAGGGACAGAAAAUUCAGGGAGCAUUUGUAUGAUUUGAAAGACAAGUGCCAGAAGACUAAGGAAAUGUGGAGCUUGCCUCUGCGUCCUUAUGGUUUCUGGACUUUUGAGCGCCACAAUGCGCAGAUAUUCUGGGAUUCCCAGAUCAGCCAAGUUCAGGGACGCCGGGACCCAUAUGAUGACCUCCUCCAGGAGCACACUGGUGCUUCCUCCUCGUACUCCAAAUAAUUGGGAAAAGCAGCAUUUAUUUAAAUGCCAAGUUGCCUUGGAAGAGUAUUAAGACUCCUUGUGAUGUGCCAUAAGAUUUGUGAAUGCUGCCAUAUUCUGUAAUAAGCACCCAUGCAGAAAUUAUAGCCUUGAAGUUGGGUUCCUACACCCUGCGUUUGUUGUUUUGUUUGAAAUUCUUGAAUACUUUCUCUGACUACAUUUUCCAGCCUGUGGCAAGAGUUAUAGCGUGCAAGUCCACUCAGUUUACUACUUUCUUCAA